AUGAACCUGGAUGCUUUGUUCCAGCAAAUCCAGUUCACAGAGAAGCAGGCGAGGGAGAAGAGGCACUUCAUCCAGCAAGCUAAGUGUGACAUAAACAGGAGCUAUGAAAAAAUCAACCAAAUAAAAGAAGAGCUGAGCGCUGCAAAAGUUAACUUGGAAACCAAGGUUCAGCACUUGUCUGAAAAGCAGUUCUACUUAGAAAUUCUGAAGAAACAUGAAGAUAGCUUGGAGAAACAGAAAGCUGAACUUCUUAAUGAAAAAAGCAGUCUUCUGAAAGUCUUAACAGAUGCAAAGAGAAAGAUUGCUGAAGAGGAAGAUAAUUUUACCAGAGAAGUGACAGAGUUUAACAAUGAAUAUGGACUAACAAGUAAUAGGGAUCUUUUGAUUAAAAAAAAAGUCAAGACUGAAAUAAAGGAUUUAGAGAAUGAGGCAGCGCUGCUGAAAAAUGAAAUGGAGUCAAUGGAACAUAAAAAUGUUCAGUUAAAUGCACUCCAGCUGCAGAAGAAUGAGUUAAAGCAGGAUUUAUUUACUCUCCAAAGUGAACUCAAAGACCUUGAGAAAGCAAUCAGGGAGGCUGAAAGAAGGACAAAAGAUUUAGAAGCAGAAAAAGUCCAAGUCACUGAAAAACCUCAGACUGAUCCUGAAUGUUUAAGACUUAAAAAAGAAUUGGAAAAAUGCAAAGAUGAUAGCUGGGAAAGUGUCUGCGAGACUCUUCAGACAGAAAUUGAAAUUCUGCAAAUGAAUUUAUCACAAAAGAAGUCUUCAGGCAAGUGAAUAACAUGUCACAUGUGAUAUGGAGUGUCGCAGAAGCAAAUCUG
This is a messenger RNA of Myiozetetes cayanensis, 818 nucleotides long. It is a transcript of the gene CCDC172, whose product is annotated as coiled-coil domain containing 172. The record is from RefSeq and is a predicted model, not a curated record. NCBI's taxonomy places the organism in Eukaryota, Metazoa, Chordata, Aves, Passeriformes, Tyrannidae. The transcript is spliced from 8 exons. Gene Ontology annotation, cellular component: cytoplasm. The coding region runs from base 1 to 774 and encodes 257 amino acids.